AUGGAUCGUAGUUCAGAGAGUGGAAAUGAUGGUGGCCAGGUUCGCAUCGAGAACGAAGAACAGAAGGAUUUGGUGGACGUUUUGCUUGAUAUUCAGAAAGAAAACUUGGUUGGUCUUCCAAUUGAUAGAGUUAGCAUAAGGCUCUCCGCUUGCACUGACACCACGCAUACAAUCCUAGAGUGGGCGAUGACUGAGCUUCUAAGGCAUCCAAGGAUCAUGACAAAUUGUACAAUGAGUGAUCAAGGAGACUCUUCACUUACCCAGAAGGCAGUGAUCAAGGAGACUCUUCACUUACCCAGGGUAGAUCUCAAGUCUUAUGACAAACCAGAGGAGUUCGACCCUGAAAGGAGAGGCUGCCCCGGAAUUCAGUUCGGCAUGGCUGUGAAUGAGAUUGCUUUGGCAAAUCUUGUGCACAAGUUUGAGCGGGCAUUGCCUGGUGCAGCAAGAGCAUAA
Prunus armeniaca (apricot) is the source of this 453-nucleotide messenger RNA. NCBI's taxonomy places the organism in Eukaryota, Viridiplantae, Streptophyta, Magnoliopsida, Rosales, Rosaceae. The record is from the annotation of a GenBank genome assembly.